Messenger RNA from Megalobrama amblycephala (Wuchang bream), 6446 nucleotides. RefSeq lists its product as uncharacterized. Gene Ontology annotation, biological process: cell-matrix adhesion; proteolysis. The record is from RefSeq and is a predicted model, not a curated record. NCBI's taxonomy places the organism in Eukaryota, Metazoa, Chordata, Actinopteri, Cypriniformes, Xenocyprididae. Gene Ontology annotation, molecular function: serine-type endopeptidase activity.
AAAUAGAUAGAGAUCAUUAGUUAAUAGAGGACAGACGAUAUCAGAAACAGCUGUGAACAUACGGCAAGAGCUAACUGAAUCUCCUUUCAUUACAAUGGAGUAUCUGAAGUAUCUGAUGCUGAUAUUUCUCAUCAAUGACACAAGAAAAGCUGUAGAAGCACAGGGCUGUGGUGUUUCCUCACUGAGCACUGGUAUUGUGGGAGGUGAGAAUGCAUCUGCAGGGAACUGGCCUUGGCAUGUCAGUCUACACUUUUUUAACUAUUACAUCUGUGGAGGAUCCCUCAUCAGCCACGAAUGGGUGCUCACUGCGGCUCACUGUGUUUCCUUCUUACCCUCAGCCAGAUACUGGACUGUUUAUCUGGGUAGACAGAGCCAAAACAUUUCAGUCUCUAACCCAAACGAGGUGAGUCGAAGAGUCCGAUCCAUCAUUAUACAUCCAGACUACGACUCGUAUCAAUUCACUAAUGACAUCGCUUUGCUGAGAUUGAGUGUGCCAGUGAACUUUACCAGCUACAUCAGCCCAAUCUGCCUGGCUGCUAAUGAUAGUGUCUUUCACAACGGCACCACCUGCUGGUCCACUGGAUGGAGAAGAACUGGCUUUGUAGGCGCCGAGUCCAGUUCUGGAACUCUACAGGAAGUGAAGGUAAAUGUGGUGGGGAAUAAGGAGUGUGACUGCAGGUUUCAAGACAUCCCAUUUUUGGACAUACCAAUCACUCCGACAGUGAUCUGUGCUGGAGGAGAGACAGGCACAGGAACAUGUUUUGAAGAUUCUGGUGGUCCAUUACAGUGUAAGCAGGGUUCUGCGUGGAUAUUAGCUGGUGUCACUAAUUUUAGGGUUCCUUGCGGCACUGGAACUACACCUGACAGUUAUGCUAGAGUAUCCAAAUUCCAAAGCUGGAUCUUGGAAAAUGUUAAUGUAUCAGACAUUGGAUUUGUGAUUUUUAAAUCUGAUGGUGAAGAUAAGGACAGCAGCUUUCUGUGCUAUGGAGAAGAGACAGACCUUUUCUACCCAUUUGGAAAUGGAGACAUAAAGAAUCCAUCUCAAGAUGUUGGAAGCUCUCCGAUAAUAUUCUUGGAAAAGCCCUUUGUAUAUUUUGGACGUGUUUAUCGACAGACUUAUGUUAAUAACAACGGACAUUUGACAUUUUAUGAGCCUCUUUCUGAGUCGGUACCCAAUUAUUUACUGUCGCAAGUCAACAGAGACAUCAUUGCUCCACUUUGGACAAACAUGGACAACACUGUCAAUGGAACCAUCUCCUAUCGUCAGGUCACUAGAGGCAGACUCUUACUAGCAGCCUCAAACCACAUAAACCAGUAUUUUCCCAAUCUGAACUUCACUGCUUCAUGGCUGUUCAUUGCCACUUGGGAUAAAGUACCAUACUUUAACAACUCACAAUCGAGUUCAUCUUUUCAAGUUGUUUUGGUCUCUGGUGGUUCUCUGUCUUUUGUCAUGAUGAACUAUGGAAAUAUCUCCUCUACAGAUCAACGCUUUCAGGCUGGCUAUGGCACAAUAAACUCAACAAAUAAUUUUUCAAUCCCUGUGACUGAUGAAAAUAAGCUGUCCAACUCCAGCAAUGUCAAUGUCCCGGGACGCUGGGCAUUCCGCGUUGAUGGUGGACCUGAAGAGGGAAUUUUUUACCCAUAUGGAGAUGAGGAUACAAAGAACCCUGCAGAGGAUUUUGGAAGUUCUCCACUGAUCAACCUGAUGCAGCCAUUUGCCUACUUUGGGCUUGUUUAUAAUGAACUAUACGUGAAUAACAAAGGGUACUUGACUUUUGAAGGACCUUUUUAUCAGUGGUAUCCCUAUUAUUUUCCUGCAAACUCGACUAGAGACAUCAUCGCUCCAUUGUGGACAGACAUUGACAUUACACAUAAAGGAACCAUCUCUUACAGACAAGUAACAGAUGGUCAUCUCUUAAAUCGAGCAUCAAGAGACAUAAACCAAUAUUACCCCAACUUGAACUUCUCUGCCUCGUGGGUUUUCAUUGUAACAUGGGAUAAAGUACCGUAUUAUGGAUACAGGCGAACAGAGUCAACCUUUCAAGUGGUUUUGGUGUCUGGCAAAAACAUGUCAUUCACACUCAUGCACUUUGGUAAUAUUGCCCCAGCCAUACAUCCUGUUACGUCUGGAUAUGACACAAGUGGAUCAACUGAUUUCUUUACAAUUCCUGUCUCUGACACCACAAACCUGUCAUACACCAGCAAUGUCAACGUCAUGGGUCGAUGGGUAUUUCGAACUGGAACUGCAUCAGAAAACAAUGGAAUAUUCUACCCGUAUGGAGGUGUAGACGAUGAGAAAAACCCACAGUCAGACGAUGGAAGUUCUCCACUGAUCCCCUUGCGGCGACCAUUUGUGUAUUUUGGUCAUGUAUAUGACAAAAUAUUUGUGAAUAAUAAUGGAGACCUGACCUUUGAUGUACCACUUUCCCAGUGGAUUCCCAAUUAUUUUCCUGCAAACUCAACUAGAGACAUCAUCGCUCCACUGUGGACAGACAUUAAUAAUCGUGGAGGAGGAAACAUCUCUUACCGACAAGUAACAGAUGUUUAUCUCUUGAAACAGGCUUCAAGAGACAUAAACCAAUAUUAUCCCAAAUUGAGGUUCUCUGCCUCGUGGGUUUUUAUUGCUACAUGGGAUAAAGUACCGUACUAUAGAAUGACAGAGACAAGUUCUUUUCAAGUUGUUUUGAUCUCUGGUGGCUCUCUGUCUUUUGUCAUGAUGAACUACAGAAAUAUCUCCUCUACGAAUCAGCGCUUUCAGGCUGGCUAUGACACAAUAGACUCAACAAAUUAUUUUUCAAUCCCUGCGCCUGAUGCAAAUAAGCUGUCUAAUUCCAGCAAUGUCAAUGUGACGGGACGAUGGGUAUUUCGCGUUGAUGGAAUAUUCUACCCAUAUGGUGAUGUAGAGGAUGAGAAAAACCCACAGUUGGAUGAUGGAAGUUCUCCACCGAUCCCCUUGCUGCAGCCAUUUGUGUACUUUGGCCAUGUAUAUGACAAAAUAUUUGUGAAUAAUAAUGGAGACCUGACCUUUGAUGAGCCACUUUCCCAGUGGUUUCCAAAUUAUUUUCCUGCAUACUCGACUAAAGACAUCAUCGCUCCACUUUGGACAGACAUUGAUAACAGUGGAGGAGGAACCAUCUCUUACCAACAAGUAACAGAUGGUCCUCUCUUGAAACGGGCUUCAAGAGACAUAAACAAAUAUUUUGCCAACUUGGAGUUCUCUGCCUCGUGGGUUUUUAUUGCUACAUGGGAUAAAGUACCAUACUUUGGAAUGACAGAGGCAAGUUCAUCUUUUCAAGUUGUUUUGGUCUCUGAUGGCUCUCUGUCUUUUGUCAUGAUGAACUACGCAAACAUUUUCUCUACGGAUCAAUGGUUUCAGGCUGGCUAUGACACAAUAAACUCAACUAAUUAUUUUUCAAUCCCUGUGGCUGAUGAAAAUAAACUCUCCAACUCCAGCAAUGUCAAUGUGACAGGACGAUGGGUAUUUAGCGUUGAUAAGGAGGGAAUAUUCUACCCAUAUGGAGGUGUAGAGGAUGAGAAAAACCCACAGUCGGAUGAUGGAAGUUCUCCACUGAUCCCCUUGCGGCGACCAUUUGUGUACUUUGGCCAUGUAUUUGACAAAAUAUUUGUGAAUAAUAAUGGAGACCUGACCUUUGAUAAGCCACUUUACCAGUGGCUUCCCAAUUAUUUUCCUGCAUACUCGACUAAAGACAUCAUCGCUCCACUGUGGACUGACAUUGAUAAUAGUAGGAAAGGAACCAUCUCUUACCGACAAGUAACAGACGGUCCUCUCUUGAAUCGAGCUUCAAGAGACUUAAACAAAUAUUUUCCCAACUUGAACUUCUCUGCCUCGUUGGUUUUUAUUGCUACAUGGGAUGAAGUACCGUACUUUGGAAACAAUGAAUCAAGUUCAUCUUUUCAAGUUGUUUUGGUCUCUGGUGGCUCUCUGUCUUUUGUCAUGAUGAACUACGGAAAUAUCUCCUCUACGAAUCAAUGGUUUCAGGCUGGCUAUGACACAAUAAACUCAACAAAUUAUUUUUCAAUCCCUGUUACUGAUGAAAAUAAACUCUCCAACUCCAGCAAUGUCAAUGUGACGGGACGAUGGGUAUUCCGUGUUGAUAGCGGGCCUAAGGGAAUAUUCUACCCAUAUGGAGGUGUAGAGGAUGAGAAAAACCCACAGUCGGAUGAUGGAAGUUCUCCACUGAUCCCCUUGCGGCGACCAUUUGUGUACUUUGGCCGUGUGUAUGACAAAAUAUUUGUGAAUAAUAAUGGAGACCUGACCUUUGAUGAGCCACUUUCCCAGGGGAUUCCCAAUUAUUUUCCUGCAUACUCGACUAAAGACAUCAUCGCUCCACUGUGGACAGACAUUGACAUUUCACAAAAAGGAACAAUCUCUUACCGACAAGUAACAGAUGGUCCUCUCUUGAAUCGGGCUUCAAGAGACAUAAACCAAUAUUAUCCCAACUUGAACUUCUCUGCCUCGUGGGUUUUUAUUGCUACAUGGGAUAAAGUACCGUACUUUGGAAAUAGUGAAUCAGAGUCAACUUUCCAAGUGGUUUUGGUGUCUGGAAGAAACUUGUCAUUUACAUUCAUGCAUUAUGAUCAUAUCACCUCCACCUAUGCUGUAGAGUCCGGCUAUGACACAAAUUACUCUACUAAUUUCCUUUCAAUUCCUGUUUCUGACAUCACAAACCUGUCAUACACAAGCAAUGUCAAUGACAUGGGUAGAUGGGUAUUUCGUGUCGACAAUUCAUCGGAAAGAAAUGGAUUUUGUGGCAGAACUAACCCUCAAGCCUCAGAUAAUCUUCCCAGUGCUCAGGUGUGUGGAAGACCCACAUUUACCGCCAGCAGCAAUAUUAUGUAUGGAGGUCAUCUUUGCUCGAACUUUGGUGGAUGCUUAACCAAACAGAUACCAUCACCUAUUACAAAUUCACCUACUGGACGCUGGCCAUGGCAGGCAAGCAUUCUUCUGAAUGGAAGUCACUUCUGUGCAGAGGGAGGGUCUCUCGUCAACAAAGAGUGGGUGCUGACCGCUGCCCAUUGUGUUGAUAGUUAUUCCAUCUUUUCUUUAACUGUGGUUUUGGGGCGUCAGACCCAGAAAGGCUUCAACCCCAAUGAAGUGUCCAAAAAUGUGAAACUAAUCAUCAAACAUCCCAGUUACAACAGACGUACGAAUAACAAUGAUAUCGCUCUGCUCAAACUGAGAUCUCCCAUCACCUUCACUGACUACAUCAGACCCGUGUGUCUAGCAGCUGAUGGCAGUGUGUUUAACAACGGCACAGACAGCUGGAUCACUGGAUGGGGAAACAUUAGUCGAAGAGUGUCCCUCCCAUCACCUAAUGUUCUACAGGAAGUGGAGGUUCCUGUAAUUGGUAACAGACAGUGCAGCUGUCUCUAUGGAGUUGGAAAAAUAACAGACAACAUGAUCUGUGCUGGUCUACUGGAGGGAGGCAAGGACUCAUGUCAGGGAGAUUCAGGAGGUCCGAUGGUGAGCAAUCAGAGCUCGGUAUGGGUCCAGUCCGGUAUCGUUAGCUUUGGCUGUGCUCGACCUGAAUAUCCCGGUGUUUACACCAGAGUAUCCCGCUAUCAGGAAUGGAUCACCUCCUUCAUGUGCAGCGAUCCUCCAGGUUUUGUGCAGUUUACCUCUGCUGGAAACAAUUCUGACAACAAUUACACCUGUCCUGAUCCUCCUCCUUCUUCUCUUCCUCCUUCCACAACAAUAGUUAAAGAAACAAAUAUUCCAUCUUCUGCAGCAUCUGUUGUACAAAUCUCUUUGAUAUCAUUUUCUCUAUUUUUUAUAGCAAUUUUUUUAAUUUUUGUUUUUUAUCAUUUUUUAGGCAAGAAAGCAUGCAGUGCUUGUAAAAAGUUCUUUUCCAGUGGUGGAAAGAUUACUGAAAACAUUUACUUAAGUAAAAAUACCAUUACAUUCCAAAGAAUGUAGUGUGAGUAGAGGAAAAAGUACCAAAAAAAUACUUAAAAAGUAGCUUAUUUCAAAAGUACUCAUGAGUAGUGAGUACUGAGCUGUGGAUUCUACCCCUUUAAAAUAAAUACUGUACACUACAAUUUAUAAAUUUAGAAAACUAAAUUUUACAUACUGUAAUUCCCAUUAUAUUUUGUUUGUCAGAAAGAUUAAAGAAUAUCUAUCAUCCAUUUUUUUUAAAUGUAUCGAAACAACACAGAAAGACUAUAGCCUAUUGAGAUGAGAAGAUGAAAGUUAUUCUCAGUUCACUUGACACCAUAAUCAUUGUUUAAUAAAAAAGAUUUAAAAUUAGGCGUAAGGCCACUGAGCCUGAGCAUGCUAUUUUUGCACAGAAAAUAUCAAUGAUAGGAACAGUGCAAAUUCAAAAACCUUUAGAAACUCAUACAAGAGUUCAGAAUCACACACCCCAACCUCACACCAAAUGUGUAUAUAUAUAUAUAUAUAUAUAUAUAUAUAUAUAUAUAUAUAU